This is a messenger RNA of Schistocerca nitens (vagrant locust), 7224 nucleotides long. RefSeq names its product putative leucine-rich repeat-containing protein DDB_G0290503. The transcript has 3 exons. The coding region runs from base 1 to 7224 and encodes 2407 amino acids. NCBI's taxonomy places the organism in Eukaryota, Metazoa, Arthropoda, Insecta, Orthoptera, Acrididae. The record is from RefSeq and is a predicted model, not a curated record.
AUGAUAAGAGGAGCUGAAGACUUGGACCUCUUGCACCAUCAGCUGAAAGCUUGUAAAAUGGAAAAUGAGCAGCUAUUGAGCUUAAUCUCUAAGCAAAAUGCUGAAAUUAUAGACCAGAGAAACACAUUGUCACAAUUAAGUGAAUUAAGAGUUCUUGAACUAGAAGGAAAGUCUCUGGAAUCUGUGAAGGAAGAGGCACUUUUACUGCAAAAUCAAUUGCAAGCUGAAAGGUUAAGAUUCAAGAGCAUGAGAGACUUUCUUCACAGGCUGCAAAUAAAUACUGAAAAUGUUGUGAAAGAAGCAGCACAGGCAGCAGUUAGUGAUGAUAGGCUUAAAAGAAUGGGAGAAGUUCAUUUGUUAGAAAAUCAGUAUAAAGCACAGAAGAUGGAAAGUGAAAAGUUAUGGAGGCUUAUUGCUAGCUUCAAAUCUGAUAUUGAAAAACUGAGGACUGUAUUGCCAGAUAACAUUAGUGAAGUAUCAACCACAAUUUGUGAACAUGGUAGUACUUCAGAGGAAAUGCAAAAUUUGUGCAAUGAACUGAUUGCAGCUAAAGAAGAAAAUAGGAGACUUCAAGACAUUGUGGAUAAUCUCAGAAGAGGCAUUGACACAAUGCAGCAUAAACUAAUAGAAAUAAAUAUUGAAAAUGAUCAUAUUCUGAUGCAGAAUCAGAGGAGUUCACCCAUUCUCUCUUCUGGAAGGCAUGAAAAUGAACAGCUAAAAGUUGAAGCGGAUGACUUGACGUCUAGAUUGACAAAAUUUGUGACAGAUUAUCCAGAACAAAGCAAGCUAUCUGCUGACACAGAUAGUAUUAAGGAACUGACUAAAGAAGUCAGAUGCCUCCAUGAGAAAUUAAUAGUAAAUAUAACAAACUGCACUGUUGAAACCAUCAAGGAAGAAAAUUUAAGAUUACAGAAACUUCUAACGCAAAGAGAGUCAGAAAUUGCAGCACUUAGGGAACAUACAUCGGAAGAGGAUAAGAAAUGCACAUUAUGCACAUGUUGUGCUGCUAAUGAGAAAAUGUUGACGAAAUUAGAUGAACUAGAAGCUCAUUUAAUGCCUUUGAUGUCAGAUAUAUACAAUUUGAGACAGAAAACAUCUGCAAAAGGACCACCAACUCAUUUCGAAAUCCCUAUAGAGGUAAUUAGUGCAUCCAGAAAGAUAGAUGUAGUUCAAAGUAUUGACUCUUUAGAUGAUGAAUCAGGUACAAAGAAACUUUUAAGUCAUCUUGCAGCUGAAAAUGAAUUACUAAAGAAACACCUCGAAAGAAGGACUACAUAUACCCCUGAAAUAAUGCAUCAGCUGCAAGAAGAAAAAGAGUUACUCGAAAAACAACUUAAAUCUACAACCCAAAUUAGGCAAAGUAUCGCCAAGAAAUCAAUCAGAUUUGCAGAGAAACCUGUGGACAUAAUUCAAAUACCACAGCAACAAAGUGUUGAUAUACCACAUAUUGCUGAAGUAGCUCAAAAGAGUUUUGGAACACCCAUUGCAGAUGAUGAAGAGGAAAGGAUGAUUAAUGAACUGACAAAUGUAAUUGAAUUGUUGAAAAAACAGCUUAAUGAUGCAAAUAAAACAAUGAGUCAGCUACAAGAAGAAAAUGAAUUACUCAAAAAUCAGCCUGCUACUGCAGAAGUAGAUAAUGAAAGGAUUUUUAAUGAAUUGAGAAAUCACACUGAAUCAUUGCAAAAGCAGCUUAGAGAUGCAACUGAAACAAUGUUUCAGCUACGAGAAGAGAAUGAAUUGCUCAAAAAACGACGAAAAACAACCAGAAUAAUGGAAAGUGUUCCAGUAGAAAUAAUCAAAUAUGUAGAGAAACCUGUGGAAGGAAUUAAAGCAUCACAGCAACCAUCUAUUGAUAUAGCACAUAUUGUCGAAGUAGCUCAAAAGAGUGUUGGAACAUCCAUUGCAGAAGAUGAAGAGGAAAGGAUGAUUGAUGAACUGACAAAUGUAAUUGAAUUGUUGAAAAAACAGCUUAAUGAUGCAAAUAAAACAAUGAGUCAGCUACAAGAAGAAAAUGAAUUACUCAAAAAUCAGCCUGCUACUGCAGAAGUAGACAAUGAAAGGAUUUUUAAUGAAUUGAGAAAUCACACUGAAUCAUUGCAAAAGCAGCUUAGUGAUGCAACUGAAACAAUGGUUCAGCUACGAGAAGAGAAUGAAUUACUCAAAAAACGACGAAAAACAACCAGAAUAAUGGAAAGUGUUCCAGUAGAAAUAAUCAAAUAUGUAGAGAAACCUGUGGAAGUAAUUAAAGAAUCACAGCAACCAACUAUUGAUAUAGCACAUAUUGUUGAAGUAGCUCAAAAGAGUGUUGGAACAUCCAUUGCAGAAGAUGAAGAUGAAAUGAUGAUUAAUGAACUGACAAAUGUAAUUGAAUUGUUGAAAAAGCAGCUUAAUGAUGCAACUAAAACAAUGAGUCAGCUACAAGAAGAAAAUGAAUUACUCAAAAAUCAGCCUGCUACUGCAGAAGUAGACAAUGAAAGGAUUUUGAAUGAAUUGAAAAAUCACACUGAAUCAUUGCAAAAGCAGCUUAGUGAUGCAACUGAAACAAUGGUUCAGCUACGAGAAGAGAAUGAAUUACUCAAAAAACGACGAAAAACAACCAGAAUAAUGGAAGUAGCUCAAAAAAGUGUUGGAACAUCCAUUGCAGAAGGUGAUGAUGAAAGGAUCAUUAAUGAACUGACAAAUGUAAUUGAAUUGUUGAAAAAUGAACUUAGUGAUGCAACUAAAACAAUGACACAACUACAAGAAGAAAAUGAAUUACUCAAAAAUCAGCCUGCUAUUGCAGAAGUGGACAAUGAAAGGAUUUUGAAUGAAUUGAGAACUCGCACUGACUCAUUGCAAAAGCAGCUUAGUGAUGCAACUGAAACAAUGGUUCAUCUACGAGAAGAGAAUGAAUUACUCAAAAAACGACGAAAAACAACCCAAAUAAUGGAAGUAGCUCAAAAAAGUGUUGGAACAUCCAUUGCAGAAGGUGAUGAUGAAAGAAUCAUUAAUGAACUGACAAAUGUAAUUGAAUUGUUGAAAAAUGAGCUUAGUGAUGCAACUAAAACAAUGAGUCAACUACAAGAAGAAAAUGAAUUACUCAAAAAUCAGCCUGCUAUUGCAGAAGUGGACAACGAAAGGAUUUUGAAUGAAGUGAGAAUUCGCACUGACUCAUUGCAAAAGCAGCUUAGUGUUGCAACUGAAACAAUGGUUCAUCUACGAGAAGAGAAUGAAUUACUCAAAAAACGACGAAAAACAACCCGAAUAAUGGAAGUAGCUCAAAAGAGUGUUGGAACAUCCAUUGCAGAAGAUGAUGAUGAUAGAAUCAUUAAUGAACUGACAAAUGUAAUUGAAUUGUUGAAAAAUGAGCUUAGUGAUGCAACUAAAACAAUGAGUCAACUACAAGAAGAAAAUGAAUUACUCAAAAAUCAGCCUGCUAUUGCAGAAGUGGACAAUGAAAGGAUUUUGAAUGAAGUGAGAAUUCGCACUGACUCAUUGCAAAAGCAGCUUAGUGUUGCAACUGAAACAAUGGUUCAUCUACGAGAAGAGAAUGAAUUACUCAAAAAACGACGAAAAACAACCCGAAUAAUGGAAGUAGCUCAAAAGAGUGUUGGAACAUCCAUUGCAGAAGGUGAUGAUGAUAGAAUCAUUAAUGAACUGACAAAUGUAAUUGAAUUGUUGAAAAAUGAGCUUAGUGAUGCAACUAAAACAAUGAGUCAACUACAAGAAGAAAAUGAAUUACUCAAAAAUCAGCCUGCUAUUGCAGAAGUGGACAAUGAAAGGAUUUUGAAGGAAGUGAGAACUCGCACUGACUCAUUGCAAAAGCAGCUUAGUGUUGCAACUGAAACAAUGGUUCAUCUACGAGAAGAGAAUGAAUUACUCAAAAAACGACGAAAAACAACCCGAAUAAUGGAAGUAGCUCAAAAGAGUGUUGGAACAUCCAUUGCAGAAGGUGAUGAUGAUAGAAUCAUUAAUGAACUGACAAAUGUAAUUGAAUUGUUGAAAAAUGAGCUUAGUGAUGCAACUAAAACAAUGAGUCAGCUACAAGAAGAAAAUGAAUUACUCAAAAAUCAGCCUGCUAUUGCAGAAGUGGACAAUGAAAGGAUUUUGAAGGAAUUGAGAACUCGCACUGAAUCAUUGCAAAAGCAGCUUAGUGAUGCAACUGAAACAAUGGUUCAGCUACGAGAAGAGAAUGAAUUACUCAAAAAACGACGAAAAACAACCAGAAUAAUGGAAAGUGUUCCAGUAGAAAUAAUCAAAUACGUAGAGAAACCUGUUGAAGUAAUUAAAGCACCACAGCAACAAACUGUUGAUAUAGCACAUAUUGCUGAAGUAGCUCAAAAGAGUGUUGGAUCAUCCAUUGCAGAAGGUGAUGAUGAAAAGAUCAUUAAUGAACUGACAAAUGUAAUUGAAGUGCUGAAAAAUGAGCUUAGUGAUGCAACUAAAACAAUGAGUCAGUUACAAGAAGAAAAUGAAUUACUCAAAAAUCAGCCUGCUAUUGCAGAAGUGGACAAUGAAAGGAUUUUGAAGGAAUUGAGAACUCGCACUGAAUCAUUGCAAAAGCAGCUUAGUGAUGCAACUGAAACAAUGGUUCAGCUACGAGAAGAGAAUGAAUUACUCAAAAAACGACGAAAAACAACCAGAAUAAUGGAAAGUGUUCCAGUAGAAAUAAUCAAAUACGUAGAGAAACCUGUUGAAGUAAUUAAAGCACCACAGCAACAAACUGUUGAUGUAGCACAUAUUGCUGAAGUAGCUCAAAAGAGUGUUGGAUCAUCCAUUGCAGAAGGUGAUGAUGAAAAGAUCAUUAAUGAACUGACAAAUGUAAUUGAAGUGCUGAAAAAUGAGCUUAGUGAUGCAACUAAAACAAUGAGUCAGUUACAAGAAGAAAAUGAAUUACUCAAAAAUCAGCCUGCUAUUGCAGAAGUGGACAAUGAAAGGAUUUUGAAGGAAUUCAGAACUCGCACUGAAUCAUUGCGAAAGCAGCUUAGUGAUGCAACUGAAUCAUUGCAAAAGCAGCUUAGUGAUGCAACUGAAGCAAUGAUGCAGCUACAAGAAGAGAAUGAAUUACUCAAAAAACGACGAAAAACAACCAGAAUAAUGGAAAGUGUUCCAGUAGAAACAAUCAAAUAUGUAGAGAAACCUGUGGAAGUAAUUAAAGCACCACAGCAACAGAGUCUGGAAAUACCACAUGUUGCUGAAGUAGCACCAGAUGUAGACACUGGAAGGAUCUUUAAUGAACAGAGAAAUCAGAUUGAAUCAUUGGAAAAGCAGCUUAGUGAUGCAAUUGAAAGAAUGAGUCACCUACAAGAAGAGAAUGAAUUACUCAAAAAACAAUUAGAUACAACACAAAUUAAGGAAAGUGUUCCUAAAGAAAUCAUCAAAUAUGUAGAGAAACCUGUGGAAGUAAUUAAAGCACCGCAGCAACAAAAUGUUGAAAUACAAGGUAUUUCUAAAGUGGAACAACUGACUGGUGGAACAUCUACUGCAGAAGCAGAAAGUGAAAGCACUCUUGAUGAACUGAGAAGUCAAAUUGAGUCAUUGCAAAAGCAGCUUAGUGAUGCAAAUAACAUGAUUAAAAGUCUUGAAAGUACCCUUAAUGAACUGAGAAACGAAAAUGAAUCAUUGAAAAAUCAGUUAAGUAGUUCGAAUGCCAAGGUACUAGAGCUUGAGGAUAUAAUUAGAAAGCUUACAGAUGGAAAUGAUGCUCUUAAAUCAAUGCAAAUUAAAGAUGAAAUAUCAGCAUCAGUAAAACAAAUUCCUGCUGACAAAAUCAUGGAGACUGUUCCACAGGUAUUGGCAGCUUCAGAACCAUCCUCUGUAGAGCCUGAAAGUGGAAUGGUCAUCAGACAGCUCAAAACAGAGAAUGAGUCAUUGAGGAAAGAUCUUGAGGAUGCAAGAAAGGCCUUACAUACGACAAGUGAUGAUGAAAGUGAAUAUGAGAAAACUAUUACUGAGCUCAGAACUGAAAAUGAGCGACUACUACAAGAAAUCGAAGAGGUUGAAGAUCUAAAAACGGCUCAUGCUAGACGAUCUACUGUAGGCACUAUUAGUGAUAAAGCAUUUGAACAAUUAAUGAAAGAUAAUGAAGCAUUGAGACAAAGGCUUGAAAAUGCAAGAGCGAGCAUAGGCCUGCAGCCCACAAGUGUAACACAUGAAGCAGAUGUUGUUCAACUAAGAAUAGACAAUGAAAUAUUGAGAAAACAGCUUGAAGAUGCACGAAAAUUGGCACAGAGUAGUCAAGAACAAGUUUUGUCUGCUGAAACUGAUGACACACAAAUUAUCGAUCAGUUAAGGGAAGAGAAUGAAUUUUUGAAGAGGAGGCUUGAGUCCUUAACUGAUAUUACAAGCAGCAGUGCAAAAGAAGUUGUGAAGUACGUGGAAAAACCUGUGGAAAUAAUUAAAACAGACAUAGAUAGUGAAAAAAUUAUUAAUGAACUAAGAAAUCAGAAUGAGUCACUACAAAAUGAACUUAAAGAUGCAAAUACCGUUAGAAGGGAACUUGAAGAGGAAGUCAGGAAGUUCAAAGAUGGAAAACAGACACCAUUACUCCAAACAGAGCAAAUUGCAUCAUUUGAUGAAAAAAGCAGAGAGAAAGAGAUGAGUCAGCUUAUGGAAGAUAACAAGUUAUUGAACAAACAACUUCUUGAUGCAACAAGUACAAUUGAAGAACUUACAGUGAAUGUCACUAAUCUCAAAGAUGAAAUCCAGAGACUUCAAUCUCGAAAAAUAUCUGAUCUGCCAUCGGUAGUAGAGGACCAUACCCAAGAAUUUCAGAAACUGGAGGCUGAACUACAAGCUCUCAGAGAUGAAAACAGACGUCUGCAUAGAGACAAUGAAAAGCUUACAUUAGAAGUAGAGAAUCUGACAGAAGAGCAAAUCCCAUCUGCAGUUGCACUGUGGAAAACUGAAGAGAAACAACUGGAAACAGUUGUAGAUGAGCAAAAGCGGCGCAUUACUACUCUACUUUCAAAAAUGGGCAAGAAAGAACAUCCAGGAGAGGUCGCUGCCUGGACACGUGAGAGGGAACAUCUCCUAGAUACAAUUAGGCAGCUGACAAAAGAAGCAAAAGAAGCAAAAGAGGCAUAUGAAGAGAAAGAAGAAAUGGAAGAUGUAAGUUUUGCCAUCCUCUUUUCAUUCAGAUUAAGAUUCAGAUUCUUUAUUAGUCAUUCAGCAUUAUUACAUGCAAUAGACUUCGUCAGUUCACUUAACCUAUUAAUUUUACAAAAUAAAUUUUUACAUAUUUAA